Ailuropoda melanoleuca (giant panda) is the source of this 3101-nucleotide messenger RNA. It is a transcript of the gene TMCO6, whose product is annotated as transmembrane and coiled-coil domains 6. Gene Ontology annotation, molecular function: protein binding. The transcript has 12 exons. The record is from RefSeq and is a predicted model, not a curated record. The coding region runs from base 40 to 1848 and encodes 602 amino acids. Lineage: Eukaryota; Metazoa; Chordata; Mammalia; Carnivora; Ursidae.
UGUAUUUGUUGAGCGGAAGGUGACGCACUGGCAGUCCGGAUGGGGGUUGAGCUUCUUUGCUGGAAUUGGGAAAGAGAAAGAAUUGGGAAGGAGAAAUACCAGAGGCAGAGCGGGCGCUGCCCUCCGCCGCCCAGGUCCAACCCGGCCUCUAGCUUUCGCCCCGCCCCUCCCUGCCCUUGCCCCACCCUAUUCUACUCUCCCUUCGCUCCGCCCCUCCCUCGGUCCGCCCGCCUUCAUUUUGCACUGUGCUCCGCCCACUCGCACCUCUUCCGCCCUGCGCUGCGGCUGCGCGGUACGUCACGUCUUCUAGGCUCGUGGACCGGUUUCCUGGCUCUGGGCUCGGUGCGACUUUUCUUCGGCUCCGCCAUGUGGAGCGGGCGGCAAGGCCGCCUCAGGCCGGUGGGCUGCGUCGUGGAGGAGCUACGGUGCCGUCGGCGGGAGCGGGAGGCAGCACUGCGGAAGGCGCGGAGGGAACAGCAGCUGAUCAGUAAGAGGCUGCUGAGAGACGACGUUCCGGUGGAAGCCGAAGGGGGAUGUGUGGCCAUGAUCCUCGGGGAAGCUGAGAUCCAACAGUUCCUCCAGUUGGCGCAGCGGGGGACAGAGGAAAAAGAGAGAGAGAGGGCUCUGGUCAGCCUUCGUCGAGGCUUGCAGCACCCUGAGACGCAGCGGACCUUCAUCUGGCUGGAGGGCAGCAUGCGGACCUUGGUCGGGCUUCUGACCAGCAACCAAGCCCUGUUGCAGCUAGAGGCCGCUCGGUGCCUUCAUGAGCUCUCUCAUUCUGAGCAGUCUGCGGUGGCUGAGGCCUGCCUGCCAGCCACUUCCUACCUUCUCACCUACCUCUCCGGUCACAGCUCAGACUUUAUAGAGCUCUGUCUGUAUACACUGGGUAACCUGAUUGUGGAGAGUGAGGCUGUGAGAAGGCAGCUCCUGCCACAAGGCAUUGUUCCAGCUUUGGCCGCCUGCAUCCAGUCCCCUCAUCUGACUGUGCUGGAAGCCCUUGGAUAUGCCUUGUCCCAGCUCCUGCAGGCUAAGGAAGCUCCAGAGAUGAUCAUCCCCUCCGUCUUGGGCUCCGCUCUCCCCCAGCAUAUCCUGCGACUGUUGCAACCUGGCCCAAAGCUGAACCUUGGGGUCGCUGUGGAGUUUGCCUGGUGCCUGCACUACAUCAUCUGCAGCCAGGUCAACAACGCCCUGCUUAUCUCCCAUGGGGGUCUAUCCAUUCUGGGGAUGCUGCUAUUGGACGUGGCUGGGGCUGUCCAGAGAACUGAGGAUGCAGGACUGGAGUUGCUGGCAUGCCCUGUGCUUCGGUGUCUAAGCAACUUGCUAACAGAAGCAGCAGUGGAGGUUAUGGGAGGGCCAAAUCAGCUCGAAGAUGAGCAUGUUGUGGCGGCCUUAUUUAUCCUUCUGCAGUUCUUCCUCCAGAAACAGCCCAGCCUACUUCCUGAGGGCCUCUGGCUCCUUAACAACCUCACUGCAAAUAGUCCUUGUUUCUGUACCUCCUUGCUCUCUAUGGAUCUGAUCGAGCCCCUCUUGCAGUUGCUGCCAGUUUCUAAUGUGGUCAGCGUAUUGGUGCUCACAGUUCUAUGCAACGUGGCAGAGAAGGGUCCUGCUUACUGCCAACGUCUGUGGCCAGGGCCCUUGCUCCCCUGCUUGAUGGGCACGCUGGCCUCCUCUGACACCGAAGUAGUAGGUCAGAGUUUAGAGCUGCUGCAACUGCUGUUCCUCUAUCGGCCAGAGGCUGUGGAGGCCUUUCUGCAGCAGUCAGGGCUGCAGGUCCUAGAAAAGCAUCAGGAGGAGGCACAGCUCCAGGAACGAGUGCAUGCUCUUCAGCAGACAGCUCUUCACAGGUGACCUGGCUUCUCGAUGUCACUCAUUCAACUCAUCACCUCCCCCACUCUCAAUUUCUUUGCCCUUGGAUCCCCUUUUGAGGACUUAGAAGCAUAAUGACAUCUCGUGCUCUCUGCUCCUAUGUCUGGGACAGAAUAAAGUUUUAUUUUUAUAUUAAACUGCUUUGCCUCGGUGGCAGCACGAUAAGUGGCGGAGGGUAAAACGAGGACAAGAACAUCCAGAGAUGGCAUUUUUCAGCACAAGCUUUAUAAAGAACAAAUGAACACUUUUUUUAUAUUGUACUCAGUCCAAAAGAGGCCAAGCUGUAGGGCUGUUGCUGUUAACAAUCAGUGGAGGCUUCAGGCUUUGCCACUUAGCACAUUCUCCACAGCUCUGGUUACCUGAUCAGCACUGAAGUUGUUCAAAGAGACAUUCUUCUCUUGUCCAAAUGCUGAGGAGAGAGAAAGGGGACUAAAUAUCUAGUAUGCACCGUGGGGGUUACCAAAAUAUUAAAAGAUCUUUGUCUUCAACUUUGUCUUGUUAGAAUGGAAAAAGUAGUAUAGAGAUAUGACCGAGGUGUAUUUGGGAUGCCUAGAAUUUAUCCAGGGGGUCUCAAACACAUCUAGGAAGCCCAGGUCCUAGGAAGUCUAGAAUUGUGGCUGAUUCUGGGUGGCAGCAGUGGGAAGGAAGGUGUUUCAGGGAAGUUUUUAUUAACCACUAUGAACAGUGCUUUGCGUGGGCCUAGCCUUGGCUGGGUGCCACUUCUGUGGCUCCUGUAGUACUGGUAUAAUACACUAAAGUAGGGGCGCCUGGGUGGCACAGCGGUUAAGCGUCUGCCUUCGGCUCAGGGCGUGAUCCCGGCGUUAUGGGAUCGAGCCCCACAUCAGGCUCCUCCGCUAUGAGCCUGCUUCUUCCUCUUCCACUCCCCCUGCUUGUGUUCCCUCUCUCGCUGGCUGUCUAUCUCUGCCGAAUAAAUAAAUAAAAUCUUAAAAAAAAAUACACUAAAGUAAUUUGCGUCCAUCUCCUCCUCUAGUCUCCUUGCUUUUCCCUCCUCCAAACAAUUUUUAAUGCAUACUGCAGUUAUCUACUGUUAGAACCAGACUACCUUAGGUAUGACUUCUUUUCUCCCGGCCCCGACAUUCCUAGAGGAAGGCCUACUAUGUGUCAAGCAACAUAACCGUAAUUUUCAGAUUGUGGUAAACUUAAAUGGAGGGUAUAAUAAAAAGGAGCAAAGGGCAACGUUACAUAAUUUGCCAGGGAAUGCCUUAUUAAGGAGG